AGGUGUUGAGCUUCUCUGUGUCUCCAGCAUCGAUUCAUUCCUGUUUCAUUUGCGUAGUAGAAACGUCAAGGGUGGAAUGCUAUUAUCUUAUAUAUGUGUAUCUUGUAAUUUAUUGCACUAAAUUUCAAUCAAGGCAAAAUUUGAACACAAUAGUAAUAAAGGCAAAGUCGGCCUACAAUAUUAUUAUUAUUAUUUAAAGAAAUAGAUAGAAAACUAAAUUGGAUUGGUGUGACGGAAAAACCAAUAUGGAGGCAGUCACGCUUACCUGAAUAAUUUUUCUUAAAUAUGAUUUUAUUCAUUAUUAAUAUUAAUUACUAGGUAGUUAAGAGUCGUGACAUGAUAAAAUUGGAUUCUCAAGUUGCAGAUAUUAUAAUUCUCGUGUAAUAAGUAAAUUGGAUCUUGUUGCAAUAUCAACAUGCCAAGAAUAGAUCCUUUCUUGUUAUUAAAAUGUCUAUCGGUUUUAUUAUCUCCAGAAGGUGGUAUAAAUUCGAGAGAAGAAGUUCCGCGCCUUGUUAACUUAAUGACAAAGUUUUCUAAAAAGCUUGUGAGUAAGUGUGUUUACUUACUUAUUUUGAAAAGUACUGAUGUUACAUUGGUAGACAUGUUCAUGACAUCAGGAGGUUGGCUCUUAAUCCAUACUUGGCUACAAGAAGCAAUGGCCAAUUCAAAUUGGAAUUUAGUCCAAGAGGUUCUUGAAUUACUGUUAAUCACACCUGUAGAUUCAACUAGAUUGAGAUUGAACAAUAUCCCCAAAUUAGUGAAGACCCUGUCCAAAAAGGAAGACCUUGGAGAUGUUAAAGAAAUGGCUACAUCCUUAGUUAAUAAUUGGUUAGCUAUUGUGAAAAACUCAACUCCUAUUAUUCAAGAAGAAAAGUCAUCUGGAAAGUCACCUGAUAUUUCCGAAGUCACCGAUGAAAUUACAGAAAUUAAAGAAGAAGAAGAGCAAGAUCAUGCGAAGGAUUCUCCUGUAGAGCCUCCAGCAGAAUCUCCCGUUGUAACAAAUGAAAUAGAAACUAUAGAACUUCCGGAGCCACCGGCGGUGGAGGAAGAACCAGUUAAAAUGGAAGUAGAGGAUGAAAAUACAAUAAGCACCAGUAUGUUUUAUAAAAUAACUGUCAGAGAUGGAAAGCAAGUUCUUACUAAAUUAACCAAUUCCGAGGAAGUAGAUGAUAAACCGAUUAUAGAAGAACCUGAGAUUUCCGAAGAAACCAAUGAAAAGGAAAAAGAUCCAGUAAAAGCUGAGGAGGACAAACUUGAUAAAAAUGAAUCUAAAUCGAAGUCUAGCAGUAGUAGCAAGUCUUCUAAUAGUAGCAGUAAGAAAAGUUCUUCCUCUAGCAAAUCGAGUAGCAGCAGCAAAGACAAGGACAAAAAGCACAGCUCUAAACAUUCCUCCAAAAGUGGGAGUUCCAGUCGGGAUAAAGAUAGAAGUAGAAAAGAUAGAGAGAAAGAAAAUGAUAAGGAUAAGCAUAGAAGUAAUGGAUCUUCAAAACAUAGUUCAAGUAGUAGUGGUAAAAGUAGCAGCAGUAAAAGUAAAGACAAAAAAGAUACAAAAGAAUCUAAAGAGAAACAAGCGGAAAAAGAUAAAGAUACUCUGGAGAAACUGAAACCGGUUACUUUAGAUAAAAUUGGUAGGAUACCAAGAAAAACCUCUUCAGAUGAGAAAGACAAAGAGGUCAAAAAGAAACCGUCUAUAUCUAUUGAACCCAAGAAAAAGGGUGAAAAUAGACCAAAGACAGUUAAAAUUUUCAAUUCGAAGAUGCGUUCUACUGGACUGGAAGAGGAAGUGAAGCCAGCACCGCCCAGAAGCGCAGUCAAGAAAAUUCCACCAGUAAUACCACCAUCUCUUCCGAUGAAAAGGCUUUCGCCCCCUAAAGAUCACUUCCCAGUACCACCGGAGAAAAAGAUAAAAUUGGAGCUUCCGGAAAGGAUUGGAUCCAUAAAAUUAAUCCCACCUAAACCAAAACCCGCAUUCCUCCAAGAAAGUGAUAUAUUUAUGGAUGCAUUAACAGCAGCUACAUCAAAAAAAGAACCAAAAAAGAAGAAACGGCGACUCAGUCAGUCUAAAGAACCAGAAGAGACUACCCCUUCAAUUGUUCAACAACCAGCUUCAUCACCAUUAGCAAUCAAACAUUUUACUCCUGCCAAUUUCUAUCAGGAAACAUUGCAAGAUACUAAUGAAAAUGAAGAAACAAAGGAUGAUAAGGAGACUAAGACUGAUGAACCAAUGGAAGAUAUUACUGAGGGAGAAAACGCAAAAGAAAAAAUUAGCGAAGAGAAAAAUGAUAAAACGGAAGAUGUGGAAAUGAGUGAAGUGAAUAAUGAACCCUCAACAAGGACAAAUAGUGAUGGUUUAAAGGGUGCAUUGGUGUAUUUUAAAAAGAAAGGACCAAAACGUUCUAUACAGUGGAAAGACGACAAAGACUUGGUUGAAAUUCGGUAUUUUGAGCUGGAUGAAACGGAAAGAGUAAAUGUAUCACGGCCUAAUUUCACUGAUAUGGCUAAGUUAGACAUGACACACGAAAGAGAAGCAUUGCUGGGACGUAAAUUAAAUAAUGAAGAUCUCAUGGAGCCCACAAUGAUCUGGAGAGUACCGUUCCUUGUUGAUCAACCCGAUUUACCUGUACAGCCUGGUUCUAAAAGUUUGGAAAAAGAUAUACAAUAUGCUAGGUCAAAGAAUACUUUACAAGCAUUGUACUUCAAUAAAAAUUCUAUCCCUGAUGCCCCUGGAGAACCUGUCCCAGAAAUUCACCCUAUGGUGGAUCCAGUGAGUAUACCCUUAGAAGACGCAGAAAGUCAGGUUUGUGAUUUGAGAAAUACACCAUGGCCAGAACCCAAAGGUAUGGCACCAGUUGAACAAAUUUCUGUUAAUAAGCCAAUGAUGUUCCCAAAUAUGCCUGGACCAUUUCCAAACUUUCCACAAAUGGGACCACAAGGUUUUCCGGGUAUGCAAGGUCCACGCUUCGGUCCUCCGAAUAUGAUGCCCAAUGGUCCUCCCAAUAUGAUGCCAAAUAACAUGAAUAUGCUAGGAAAUCCGAAUAUGAAUAUUGGACCUCCUAUGGAUAUGAUGAAUCAAGGACCAAUGAACCCUGGACAUAUGAACCCAGGACCAAUGAACCCAGGACCUAUGAACCCAGGGCCAAUGAAUCAAGGACCAAUGAAUCAGGGGCCUAUGAAUCAAGGACCCAUGAAUCAAGUACCUAUGAACGCUGGUCCAAUGAACCCAAAUGUAUUUGGUCCAAAUGGACCUAAUAUGGAUGGGUUCAACCCUAUGAUGAACGAAAACCAAAACUUCCCAAUGCCUUUCAACCAACCAAAUAUGUUUGGACCACCAAAUAAUAAUUUCAAUAACAUGGAAAGAGGUGGCGGACAUAGAGGUAGAGGGGCAUUCCGAAGAGGGCACAAUUGGGACAGAAAUGUAUCCAGAGGAGGAAACAGUUGGAGAGGAGGCAAUGGUAACCAUAGAGGAGGUCGGCUUUGUAAAAAUGUGAAGAACCAUGGUUUUUGCAGAAAAAUUGAUACUUGUCCAUUUAUUCAUCCCAAUUAGAAGUAUAUUAACUUGAAAUGUAAAUAAGAUACAAAUUGUACAGUGUCAUUGUAAAUUAUUUUCAACCGUUGUCUGGUUGGCAUAUUGUGAUAUUAGGAGAUAAGUUUGGUGUUGAUCACUGCCUCCAGUAGUGACUUUAUCAGUUGUUAUUUCUACGAAAGAAACUUUACAAAUUAUUUGUAUAUAGCUUGUGAAUAUUAAUAAUAUGAUUUAUACUAUAAA
Molecule: messenger RNA, 3766 nt
Organism: Harmonia axyridis
Lineage: Eukaryota; Metazoa; Arthropoda; Insecta; Coleoptera; Coccinellidae
Product: serine/threonine-protein phosphatase 1 regulatory subunit 10-like
Exons: 5
Coding region: 416-3544 (1042 amino acids)
Molecular function (GO): metal ion binding
Source: RefSeq, a predicted model, not a curated record